Molecule: messenger RNA, 7561 nt
Organism: Gadus chalcogrammus (walleye pollock)
Lineage: Eukaryota; Metazoa; Chordata; Actinopteri; Gadiformes; Gadidae
Exons: 1
Coding region: 177-7373 (2398 amino acids)
Biological process (GO): telomere maintenance; DNA repair
Molecular function (GO): DNA helicase activity; ATP hydrolysis activity
Source: RefSeq, a predicted model, not a curated record
UUGAACUACUGUUGUGUUUUUAGGCACCCUGUGAUUUUGCACCUGCCAGAGCUGCUACAUCAAGUCAUGUGACUUAUGACAACCCUGGGUGUCUUCAAGGAUCGUUUGACCAGAGCAGCCACAUAUUCGGGGAAAAUGCAGGUAAGCAGUGUGCUACAAAUGGCAUAGCGGCAAUUAUGACCCACACCACCCAUAGCGUUCUCAAAUGGAAAAAAAAGAACAUUCAUCAUAUUCUAAAACAAGGUAAUGGCUUGUACACAUCUAUGCUAGAAAAUAAGGAAAUCAGUGCAGCCAAAACCAGUGGUCAUAUUUUCAUUUCCGAGUUACCCAGACACUGCAAAUUCAACAAUAAAUUAUUUAGUUUGGAAUAUUUUGAUACACUCACUGGAAGUCUUGAUCAAAAGGAUGUUUAUGACGCUUCUUUGCAAAACAUAGCCAUGCCUUUAGAAGAGGCUAUUCAGAAGACACUGCUGCAGACAGAAACAUGCUUGCUCAACAUCCAAGGAAGUGUCUGUGCCAUUUUCAAGGUCGAAACUGCUUUUGCAGUUUUCGAUCCUCAUUCUCGUAGUACUUGGGGUUCGGUUGCACCGGAUGGAACCAGCAUAGUAGCGCACUAUGCUACUGUGUAUGAGUUAUAUGACCAUAUUGAGAACCUUGUCAAUUCCUUAUAUCAAAAUCAUCCACAUGCUUUUGAUAUCCCAAACAAGGUGUUUGAAGUCACUGGUGUGAAAGCUGUUGAGGUAAACUCACCAUUUACUGCUUUAACUGCACAGCCUGAAGCCAGCACUUCGGCACAUGACGGUACUUUGGACACUGACAGUGACUCUGAUCUCUGUGUCCUUUCGGUAACAGAUAGAAAUUCCCUUGCAGUAAAAACUUAUUUUUCCCUUGAAACUGUGCAGCCUGUAGCAAACACUUCUACAUGUGACACAACUGUGAACAUUGACAGUGAUCUUCCAAUUCACACAAAUGGUGGAUCAGAUGUCUGUUUAAUUUCUGUAUCAGAUAGACCCAAUAUAAUAUUUACUGGAUUGACAUUAAGCGAAAAAAACAGGAUCUGCAACAAACUGAAUAUCGUACCAACUUUAGAUCAAAAUAUUGUUGCACCAUCCUUCGAUAUGACACAGCCUGAACCAUGCCAUACAACAUCCAUUGAAGGUGACGGUAAUUGUUUCUUUCGUUCUCUUUCGUCUGUAAUUAGUGGUUGCGAGUCAAAUCACAAGGCCUUUAGAAAGGCUGUAGUGAAUCACAUCUCAAAUAAUUCCCUUCAUUACGUUACUUGUCUAAGACAGCAAUUUGCUUCUGUGGAGCAAUAUCUCAGGGACUCAAAAAUGAAAUAUGUUGGAUCUUGGGCAACAGAGUUGGAAAUACAAGCUUCUGCUGAUUUGCUCUGCGUUGAUAUUUACACAUACAGUCAACAGAAAUGGAUUACGUUUACGGCGACCAUUGAGCAGAAUUCAAGAAAAGCUAUAUAUCUGAGACACUGCAAUGAAAGCCAUUAUGAACCAAUUGCAUGUGUCAAAGAAAAAACCUCGCUUACAUGCUUUAGUUUAACUAGCUUCUGUGAAACGUCGCACAAAAUGUCCAAUGCAGACCGUGUUUCACCUCGUAAAAAAAUUACUGAUAAAGUAUAUAAUGUAAGAAUAAAGAAAACCUAUGCUGAAGACACAGAAUAUAGGCGAGUUAAAAAGCUAAAAAUACAAGAAAGAUAUAAUUGUGAUGAACAGUAUCAAGCAAAUCGGAAAAACAGCAGUAUUGAAAAAUAUGCUAAUAAUGAACCGUUCAGAGAACAAGUAAAAAACAGCAGUAUUGAAAAAUAUGCUAAUAAUGAACCGUUCAAAGAACAAGUAAAAAACAGCAGUAUUGAAAAAUAUGCCAUUAAUGAACCGUUCAAAGAACAAGUAAAAAACAGCAGUAUUGAAAAAUAUGCCAAUAAUGUAACGUUUAAAGAACAAGUAAAAAACAGUUUCGAAAAAUAUACUAAUAAUCCUGCCCAUCGUAAACAGCUGAUACAAAGAAUUGUAAUCAAAUACAGAGAAGAUCCGGCUUAUAAACCCUCAGUAAUUGAAAGAAACUGUCACAAGCGACUUAAUCUAACCCUCUUAAAACAUAAUAUCGACUAUGUAAUUGAACUCUUCCAAGAAGAGGUCAAACAUGGUCCAGAGCAUGUUUGUUGUUCAUGUCACAGAUUAUUGUUCCGAAAGCAAGUAAGAUUAUGUGACAUAACUUCAUAUGAAUCCAAGGCUUCAACUGUGUCAGCAAUUGCAAAACAAUGCAUUACUACAACAUAUCUCCAUCAAUGUGAUAUUGCAUGUUUAACGCCAUGCACACUAAAACAGACAGUUGCUGGGAAAUUGUGGAUAUGUUUCAGUUGCAACUCCAAGAUACUCAGUGGUAAGGUUCCCCAGGAGAGCGCUGUGAACAAUAUGGCAUUGGAUCCAAUUCCGGACGAAUUAGGCACACUGAACUCAUUAGAACAACACCUGUGCGCAUUGAAUAUUCCCUUUAUGCGACUUGUGGCAUUGCCACGAGGUUCUCAGAAUUCUGUCCAUGGGCCGGUGACUUGCGUUCCAUCAAACAGCGAUGUAGUCACUUCGGUUCUCCCUAGGCUAGAAAAUCAAGAUUUAAUGAUCCGAAUAAAACUGAAAAGAAAACUUACUUAUAAGGGGCAUUAUCAGUAUCAAUAUGUGCACACUCAAAAAAUCCAAAAUGCGAUAGCAUGUUUAAAGGACAUCAAUAAAUGGUAUAAGGACAUAGACUAUAACGCAGAAUGGGAAAAUCCCUUGCCAGAAGAUGCAUGUUCUGUUUUGAAAGAAUGCAACCCAGUUAAUGACACUCCAUCUGCACCUGAAAGCAGUGACAUUACAACUCAAUCAGACCAGGUGUCGGAUGAUGAAGAAGCUGACCACAUAUAUGAAACUCAAACACACGGGUUACUCUUGGACACAUGUUUGCAACCGAUUGAUAUCGCACAAGAAAUAUUUGAUCAGCAUUUCGAAAGUGUUUUAUCAAUAGCUCCAGCUGAGGGCAACAGUCCUGUUAGGCUGCUGACAGAUAAGGGCAAUGAAGCAAAAUGUUUCCCAACUCUUUUCCCCAAAGGGACGGGUACAUUCCAUGAUGCACGGCCCCACAGGCUCACUCUCAGUAGAUACAUCAACACACGAAUCCUAAAUGCUGAUGGGAGGUUUAGCAGCAAUUUGGACUACAUUUUCUAUGCUCAAUAUUUAUCUGAGGUCAAUCAGGUUGUUUCCAAGGUGUCCAUAGCAUUGAGAAAAGGUUACCAUGCAGGGGAAUCAUUGGCUAUAACUUCCGCCAUGCUUUCAAACAAAGACUAUGUAAGUAAUGUCUUAAAAACCGAUCUCGGUUACAAGUUCCUUCAACCGAUCCGAGGGACUCCAGUUUUUUGGCAAGGUGUACAGAAAAAUCUAUUUGCUAUGGUUCGUCAGCUUGGUGUCCCUACUUGGUUCUGUUCAUUUUCAUGUGCUGAUUUACGCUGGACUGAACUCAUCGAUGUUUUCAUGAGACUACAGAAAAUACAGGGAAACGUCAACGACCUGGACUGGUCACAGAGGUGCAAUUUACUCAAAACUAAUCCGGUUACCGCGGCAAGAAUGUUCCAACACAGGUUUCAGACUUUCCUAAAUGACGUCAUCAAGUCACCAGCUAACCCCAUUGGUAAAGUUAUCGAGACAUUUUUUAGAGUUGAAUUCCAACAACGCGGCUCACCCCAUACUCAUUGUCUGUUCUGGGUAGAAAAUGCACCGAAAAUAGGCAAAAACACAGACCAAGAAGUCACACAAUUUAUUGAUAAAUACAUCAGUUGUGAACUCCCGCCAGCAACCGACGCAUUGCAUGAAGUUGUUUCCAGCGUUCAAAAACACAGCUCCAAGCACUCAAAGAGUUGUAGGAAAAAAGGCACAACAUGCAGAUUUAACUUUCCACGUCCUCCAAGCAACCACACCUUUCUUUGUAGAAGUAAAACAGACGAGAACCAGGAGGUAACAGACGCUGAUCCGAUAGACGUCUCUAUAUUAGAAAUGCGAAAAGAAAAAGAGGUGGCUAAAAGUGUCAUGACGAGGGCCAAACAUGCUCUUUCAAGUCCAGACCUAACCUUCGACACUGUGGAUCAGCUAUUUGCUUCCAUUAACAUCACCCAGGAAAUGUUUGAAAAUGCCUACCGAUUGACAACCAAUAAAAACGCGGUUGUACACAAACGCAACCCAUCAGAUGUUUACGUUAAUCAAUACAACAAAGACCUUUUGCGUUGCUGGGAUGCCAACAUGGACAUACAAUAUGUCUGCGAUGCUUUUGCUUGUGUAGUAUACAUAAUAUCCUACAUCUCAAAAGCAGAACAAGACAUGGGCUUAUUGUUACAACAUACUCAAAAUGAAAUGAAAAAACAUGGAAAUUUAGAUGCAAAACAAACACUCAAUAAGUUGGGAAGUGUCUUUCUCCACAAUCGCGAGGUCUCAGCUCAAGAAAGUGUUUAUCGAGUCACAAACAUGCAUCUCAACGAAUGCUCAAGACUGGUCACAUUUAUCCCUACUGGUGAAAAUACCGUCAGAAUGAGUUAUCCUCUCAGUGUCAUUCAAAGCAAAGCAGAACAGGGUGACACAUCAACAGACUCGAUAUGGAUGACGAGCAUAACGGACCGCUACAAAAACCGCCCCCAGGGCGCAAUUUUUCAUGAUAUUUGUAUAGCCACAUUUGCUUCAAAAUACAGAGUUCUGUACGGGAAAGAGCAGCACAGCCAGGGCUCUGUUAAACUGGAAAAUAACACUGGCUUUGUUAAGAUGAGAACUAGGGGACCUGAUGCUGUUGCUAAAUACGCUCGUUUCUCACAAACCAAAUAUCCAGAAAAACACUACCACAGUUUGCUACAAUUGUUUUUGCCUCAUUAUUCAACAGAUGAGUUAAAACCUCCACCGUACAACAGUUAUGAGCAGUUUUACAGGACCGGUUCCAUCACUAACAGCAGCAAUACAACGCAAAGUGUUAAGGAAGUUGUAGAUUUCAACAGAUCCCUGUUUGAAGUAGAUGCAGAUGAGCUCGACAGAUGCCAAGAGGUUGCAGGGCACCGCGGGGCUCACGACGAGGCAUGGGCAGACCUUUGCCCUGAAUCUGAGUUGGAGCGAUUAGAAUGUCAGGAGGAGAUGUCUAACAACAACGACACAAAUCAAAAUGAAAGAGAAGCCAUACCGGACUUGCAGUCGGACGCAAAGGCAACGCUGUCUAAAGAAUUUCCCACACACUCGAUACAAAGAGCUGAAGGUCUGUCCAUUAUGCGCACGUUAAACGAACAACAGACUCAAAUUUUUUACAAAAUCCGCACAUGGUGCCUUGACAAAAUCAAUGGCAAAAACCCAGACCCGUUUCGCGUAUUCAUUUCAGGGGGAGCAGGCACGGGAAAGUCCCACCUGAUUAAAGCUGUGUACUACGAGUCAUGCAGACUCUUUGCAAGAAUGUCCAUUAAUCCAGACGACACUCAUGUUUUGCUAGCUGCUCCUACAGGAGUAGCAGCAUAUAAUAUCAACGGAAGCACAAUACACAGCACCUUUGCUAUUACUACCACUGCCAAACUGCCAUAUCAACCUCUAGGAGAUGAAAGAAUCAAUUCGUUAAGAGCCACCAUGAAAGACUUACAAAUACUCAUUUUGGACGAGGUGAGUAUGGUUGAUCAUAAAAUCCUGACGUAUGUCCAUGGCAGACUACGACAAAUAAAGCAACAAGGAGAUUAUGCAUUGUUUGGGAAUGUAUCAAUCAUGGCAGUUGGUGACUUCUUCCAGCUCGGCCCUGUAAAGGGAACACCUCUUUACCACGAGCAAUUGGUGACCGAUCUGUGGAACAAUCAUUUCACUCACAUUGAGUUGACAAAGAUAAUGCGACAAAAAAACAAAGAGUUUGCUGAAACAUUAAAUCGUCUUAGAAAACACAGAAAAGGAGACAAUCUUUACCAGCGAGAUGAAGUCUUGCUAAGACAACGCGAGACCGGCGAGGGGGAACUGACACAGGACCUUCACAUUUUCGCCACAAACGAUGAAGUGGCAGCCCAUAACAUCGCCAUGUUACACAAGACGUGUACGGAUUUGGUGCAAAUUAAAGCUCAAGAUUCUCAGAGAAACCCUACCACAGGACAAGUAACAAGAAAAAAUAAUCCAAGAUUUGAUAGUCAGACAUGUUUAAGCAGAACGUUAAUCGUUGGUCCAUCAGCUCGCGUAAUGCUCAUCAAAAAUAUAGAUCUGUCAGAUGGAUUGGUCAAUGGUGUAUUCGGUACCGUUUGCAAAAUCACCUUUGAAGGGAACGUUCAGUUUCCCAAAACCAUUUUGGUUAAGUUUGACAAUGACACAAUCGGCAGGAAACUGAGGAGUAGGUCUAUAUGCUUUGAGCCUCAAUUUCAACAAGCAACACCCAUAGAUGCUGUGGAAGACAAAGUAAUGACUGGUGGAUCUAGACGCCAAUUCCCGUUACGCCUAGCAUGGGCCUGUACCAUACACAAAGUUCAAGGUUUAACUUUAGAAAGAGCUGUAGUGUCCCUUAAAAGGAUAUUUGCAGCUGGCCAAGCAUAUGUAGCAUUAAGCCGAGUAACGUGUGAGGAAAACCUUAUCAUUCAAGACUACGCAGCCAAAGCCUUCUAUUCGAAACCAGACAUCGACAUUUCCCUGCAAAAAAUGGAACCAUUCAUUGCAACUCCACCAGCAGAAAUAACUUCAACCCUCAAAAUAUGCCUCCACAACAUUCAAGGUCUAUGUCAACACAUGGAAGACCUUAAACAUGACCAGAGAAUCUUGAGUGCUGACAUCAUUUGCGUGACAGAAACAUGGCUGGAACAAAGCACAUCAGUCAGUUCCAUUGAAAUGCCAGGUUGGACUUUUAAUCACAAACUCCGGUCCCAAUCCUACCAUAACAUGACCCAAUUCCAAGACUUGGUAAACAAACGGCACGGUGGUGUGGGCUACUAUCACAAAGACCACAUCACUUGUAACAUUAUACACAUGCCGUGCAGUGACUUGGAAGCCAUCAUGUUUAAUGUUCAGCCUUUGAAUUACAAUUUCAUUGUGCUGUACAAACCGCCAUCAUAUCAACUCGCCUUAUUCAAACAAAAUCUCGCUUUGGUAAUGCAACAAUUUAACCAACUUUCAGGAGGAAAGGUAAUUAUGGGUGACUUCAACGACAAUGCCCUUGUUUCUAAAUCUGCAGAAAAUUUCAUGCAACAACAAGGUUACACCCAAAUUGUCUCUUCGCCAACAACAGAAAACGACACAACAAUUGAUCACGUUUACAUUCGUGACAUUAGUCCCACUGAUAUCAAAGUGCAAAUUCUGUCCACCUACUACUCCGAUCAUGAGUGCCUCUGUUUAGAUUUCCUUCUGUAACUGGUUAGCUCGUUUAGCUCGCAGGUUUUAGCACUACCCAAUAUUUUAAAUGUUUUGUCUGUCUUUUCUAUUUAUUCAAAUAAAUAAUAAAUAUUAAAUAUUAUAUAUUUUUUAUUUUUUUACAUUUUCUAUUUUUUCUAAUAAAUCAUGAAUUUUCUCCCCAUUAUUUUUUUUAUGGAUUUGCCCCU